AUGCCCCGUUUGCCCCGCACCGACACACUCCAUGCUUGCCUGGCAGGCGAGAGGGUGAUUCUGGAGUCGCAGCUCACGUCGCUCGUCACCAACGUGGCCAUCCAACCCGGCACCAGCAAGACCUACGCCAUAAGAGCACAGCUACCGCGAGUGCUGCCCCCCUCCUACCGCGGAACAGCAGUGCGCUUUCACUACCAGCUCACAGUGAUCCUAGGAGGGGAAGUGGGGGGAGGAGGGGCGGGGAAGGGCGAGGGGAGCAGGGGGCAAGGGGGGAGCGCGAAUACCACUCCGUUGAAGGGGAGAGGGGGAGCGGAGGAGGGGAGAGGGGGAGUAGCGGGUGGUCAGGGGAAGGGGAAAGGGGGGAAGGGCGGACAGGGUGGAGCCACGUCUGUUGUGGUGAGCAAUGCUGUGUGUGUGAGCGAUACCCCCCAUUUUCCCCACCUCCCUGCCGCAUGCUCCCACCCUCUCCCUCCUCCUCCUUGCGACAGUCAUCGCCCUCGUCACCCAUGCUUCCACUCCCCGUUCUCCUUCAUCAUCAUCCUCUUCUCUUCCAUGCCUCCAUCCACCCCCAUCCCCCGCCCUUCUCCUCCCCCCCAGGAGGUGCGAGUGCCAUUGCGAGGUGCGAGUGCCGCUGCGCAUCUGGACGCUGCCCAACCUGAGCUGAGUGGGCUCACAGUGUUCUGCAGUGCUUCAUUCCUCACCAAUCUCCCUUCCAUACCGUUCAUUCCAUCCCCACCCCUCCCAUCUGCCCUCCUCCCAGGAGGUGCGAGUGCCGUUGCGCAUCUGGACACUCCCCAACCUGAGUGGGCUCACAGUAGAGGAACUGGACUCAGACGAUCACUACGGCGUGGGAGGCAUAGUGCCCACGGCAGCAGUGGAGGUGGACAUUCAGUGGAGGGAAAGGAAGUCCCGGGCGGCACUCAUGGCCACCUCCCUCUCUUUCUCCUUCCCUUCGGAUCCCCAUUAUCGCCUCUUCACAAGCCCAUCAUGCAUCCCUGCCAUGCGAACCCUCAGAGCCAGUACCAGCAGAGUAGGAAGAUGGUGCCAUGCAUACAUGCAUACAGCUGCUGCCGCUGCUGCUCGCCUCCAUCCCUCAUCAGCCCCCCCCACCACCCACGUACUUCUCCUCCCCAUCAGACCCCCCCACCACCACCAGAACCACCAGCAGCAGAAGAUGAGGAAGAAAACGCACAGGCUUCUGCUGCUGAGGCUGUCAACCUCGAGAGCACCGGGGCAGUGGGAGGGGCGGCAGGGCGGUGCGAACCACCAGCAGCAGAGGAGGACGAGGAGGACGCAACCGCUGCAGCAGCUGCUGCUGAGAGCACCGGGGCAGUGGGAGGGGCGGCAGGGCUGCGCACAGGCAGCCCUGUGGCGGCCACCGCUACCGUCACAGAGGUUGGCGAAGGGGAGGUGGUAUCUGGUGCAGGCUCAGCUGGCCUGGGGGAGGCCGGCACACUGGCAGCAGGAACCAGUUCCGACACUGCUGCUGCUGCUGCUGCUGGGGGUUCUGACGGCCUGCAGAGCCCGCACCUGACCCGCCUGUGGUCCGCCCCUCUGCCCACAGAGGAGGGCAGUGCUGCUGCUGGGGGGCAGCAGGCGGGGGCAAACGAGCCCAUCGGACGCUCCAACCCCACGCUGUCUGAGCUGGGGGGGCAGGCGGAGGGAGGGCUGUUGUUUGGGGCGUAUGGAGGGGCGGGGAACGGGUACGAGGGGGAGAGAGGGGGCGAUGGGGGGAGGGGAGGGGCGCUGUCGCUGCUGAAUCGGCAGGAGGAGGAUGAGGGGCCGUUCAUCCCACGGUCUCCAGGUGAGUCUCCUCUUUCCAACACUUCCCCCCAGACCUUCCCAGACCCCUCCCACCCCCCCACACCAACCCACUCAAUUUCACCUCCACACCCACAACCCUCGUUUCCCCUCUCCCCCUCCACACCCACACCCCUCGUUUCCCCUCUCCCCCUCCACACCCACACCCCUCGUUUCCCCUCUCCCCCUCCACACCCACACCCCUCGUUUCCCCUCUCCCCCUCCACACCCACACCCCUCGUUUCCCCUCUCCCCCUCCACACCCACACCCCUCGUUUCCCCUCUCCCCCUCCACACCCACACCCCUCGUUUCCCCUCUCCCCCUCUCCCCCCUGUUCCAUCCAUGUGGGCUCAUCCAGCCUACUAGUCUGUGCUUCUACCACCUCGUCCGCCGUCUCCUCCUCACCUCACUGGCCGGGGGUGCGAGGGCGCACGUACAACAUCCGCAUAGACGACCAUGUGCUCGUGUCUGGCACUCUCGCCUUUCCCAUUGAGGACGGCCCACGCAGAUGUCUCGAGGUGUCAGUGCUAUUGGAGAUGCACGAGGUCAUCAACCCACGCGCCCUCCACACGUCUAGGAGAGUGGCUGCUGCUGCCUCUGCUGCUAAGACCCCCCUACACCUGCCAGUGUUGCAAAUGGAGCAUCACGAGGUGACAGUGGAUCUGCUCCACACGCACUUCAUCUUCACCAUCCCCUCCGAUGCCGCCGCCUCCUUCGCCACACCCAUCAUCUCACUGCAGUGUUCCCCUCUCCUUCUCUCCUAUCCCCCCCUCCCUUCCUUCCCCCCAUACUCCCCUCACCAGUGGAUCCUGCGCUUUGAGUUUUGUGUUUCUACCAGGUGCCCGAUCACUCCCCUCUGCUCUUCCCCCCGCGCUGCUCUCCACCCUGCUCUUCCCCCUGCUCUCCCCCCUGCUCUUCCCCCCAUACUCCCAUCACCAGUGGAUCCUGCGCUUUGCGUUUUGUGCAUCCACCAGGCGCCCAGCACCACCCAGCAGCACCCCUGGCAGCACAUGCAAGGCCACUGCAGCAGCAGACGCAUGCUCUUCUGCAUCUGCUCUCUUUUCUCACCACUCAUCCCUCUCUUCACUGCUCCCCUCCUCCCUGCCCAUUCCCUCAUCAGUGGAUCCUUCGCUAUCAGCAACCGGGACAAGGCAGUCAUGCCUCCGGUGCUCCAACAACAGUCUGUCAUGCUGAGUGCUGCUGCCGCUGUUGCUGCUGGGCGUGCCAUCAGCAACCGGGACAAGGCAGUCAUGCCGCCUGUGCUCCAGCAACAGUCUGCCAUGCUGAGUGCUGCUGCUGCUGGUCGUGGCAUGGCUGGUGCACCUGUCCCUCCUUCAGCACCUCUCCCCCCUGCUGCUAGUCUUGAGGGGCUGCAAGAGCCUUCCGCAUCUCUGUCCCCUGCUGCUGUGGUGUAA
Closterium sp. Naga37s-1 is the source of this 3216-nucleotide messenger RNA. NCBI's taxonomy places the organism in Eukaryota, Viridiplantae, Streptophyta, Zygnematophyceae, Desmidiales, Closteriaceae. The record is from the annotation of a GenBank genome assembly.